AGCCGUGGUGCAGGAACACGCACACACGAAAAUCGUGUGUCGUUGCCACGGACCAACAAGGUGUAUCACGCCACUUGAGGAGAAUUGGUGUACGUACACGGUCGUGGUUCUUCGUGGUCAAGGACGCUGGGAGACAGGGUCCCCCGCGUAGGGUGCGCGGGGGUCCCUGGGCGAUCGAGUAGGUAUAUAUGGACGUCCCCGCGCGUUCGGAAUACCAGAUUCAUGCAAGUUAGCCCUCCCCGCGAGGCGGGUGGUGUGCUUUGAAAAAUUCAUCGCGAACGACCUGGAGGCGAGUCGGUGGAGGUUGUCCGGAGGGGCCCGCUCGCGGCUUCUCAAUCAUAUCGGUCAGUGCAGCGGAAUCCACUGCCAUUCACGCUUCUUCGGAUCGGCCAGCUAUCGGAGACCGUUCCAGCAAACUCGGCACUUUUUCUAUCGGAGGAGACCCCUCUGUUCUUCGCCAAGCAGUUAUGACUCCUUGGCUCAUUCUGUUCCUCGUGGCCUGGACGGCCGCAGGACCGCCCUACUGGAUAUCGAUACCUGAUGUACUGCAACCACCGCCGUUGGACACCGUGGAGAGGGGAGCGGAGAUGAUCAGCGGGCCAUCGUUCCAACGAGGCGCCGUGGAGAGCCCUCCGAUGAAGGAUUCCUCCGUGACGCACGCCGAAUACGGAUCGGAGAGGUUCCCCCUGCGCGACGCGGUCGAAGCGUUGCCUUCGUCCACGAAUCAAAUCGUCAGCCAACCUCUGCGAGAUCUCUCACAUGGCCGAGUCCCCCUGAGAGACGCUGUGGAGCAUCGAGAAGCUCCCUUCAUCGGCAACUUCGACCACGAGUCCAUUUGGAUCGAGCCACUGGCUCCACCGACUUUAACAAGGACCGAGCAGAUCGUCAAUCCGAAGGUGGUGUGUCAUCUGGACUCCAACGCAGCUCACAGGGCGGAGCCGUUCUCUUUGCUCCCCCAAUCGGUGCCGAAUCAUCGGUGUAGCCAUUUGAUAUACGUCGCUGCCACUUUGGACCCGGAGGAGUUGGUCGUCGUCUCGAGAGAUCGCGAAUACGACGAGAUCAAGGGUGGAUACAAAGCGAUAACGGGACACCGAUCGAGAGACCCGGCGCUGCGCGUGCUCGUCUCGAUCACCGCCCCGAAUCGGGGGAACCUGUUCACCAAGCUGACCGAGAAACGAUGCACCCUUCACUGCGAGAGAUUCGGGAGAUCGGUCGUGAGUUUCCUCCAGGCGCACGACUUCGACGGCGUGGAGAUCGACUGGGACGGGCCACCGGAUCGUUCGUACGAUUUGAAACUUCUUCUGGGUACGAUCAGGAAGCAUUUCGCCGAUCGGGAGUAUAUCCUCGCGGUGGUGCAGAAGCCGGACGACCCGGUGGAUCAAGAGAUCGCCUCUGUGGCCGAUUUGGUUACUCUGAGAGCCUGGAGAGACAGCCCCGCGUUCAGGCGGGAGAAAUUCGCCCUUCAUCCGGCGCCGUUGAACUACGUUGCCCGAGUGACGAACAAAUGGGCCGAUCGAGUCCCGAUGGAACACCGGUCGAGGAUCGUCCUCGGUUUGCCCGUGUUCGGUCAGGGAUACACUUUGAAAUUCGGCAACCUUACGGACGCUGGUGCGCCUGUCGUUGGGCCGGCGACUGACGAGCAGAACAGCGGGACAAUGGCGUAUUACGAGGUGUGUGAGAAACUGGAAGACGGACUGUGGACAUCCGGGAGAGACGAGGAAGGACCGUACAUAAAACGCGGCGACCAAUGGGUCGGCUACGAGGAUCCGUUGUCGGUGAAAAUCAAAGUGGCCUACGUUCGAUCGAUCAGGCUUGGCGGAGUUUCUUUGUGGUCGCUCGAUUUGGACGACUUCCAAGGUGUUUGCGGCAAUUCGUGGCCCAUGUUGAACGCUGCCACCGAGUCGAUAGGCUUGUUCGAUGAGACAGAACUGAGAGAAUGUUCCGCCGAUGGUCUCUCCAGUGAUCCGGAUGAUUGCUCCGGAUUUUAUUCUUGUCACAAUGGAGUGCAGUAUCGAGGUGAGUGCGGGCCAGGAAGAUCCUUCGACUUGGCCAGCGGCCGUUGCACAAAAACGGACCAGCACGCUUGUAGACAAGGGCAGCUGGAUAGGAUUCAAGAGAAUCGUUAUCAGACAGAGGAGAUGAGGGAAACGCAGGAGUCACAAAGUUUGGAGAUCUCCUCGGUGGAGGGGCCUCGCGUAGUUUGUUACGUGACCUCGUGGUCGCUUUACCGCAAGGGUGAUGGACUGUUCGCCCCGGAACGACUCGACUCGCGCCUCUGCACCGACGUGAUCUACGCAUUCGCUGGAUUGAAUCCGGACACGUUACUCGUUCAACCGUUAGAUCCUUGGAUCGACAUAGAGCACAAUUUGUACGAACGAGUGACAAACGUGAAGGGAUCAAGAGUAUUGUUGGCCGUCGGAGGGUGGACAGACAGCACCGGUGACAAGUACUCCCGUCUGGCAAGCAGCAGCGUCGCUCGUCGAAAGUUCGUCGCGGCCACGAUCAGCUUCUUGAAGAAGCACAACUUCAACGGCCUGUCCUUCGAGUGGAACUACCCGAAAUGCUGGCAAAGCAACUGCAGAAAGGGUCCCGACUCUGACAAGCCGAACUUCACCAAGUUGAUCGAGGAGCUGAGAAAAGGGUUCGAGCAGGAGGAGCCGAGGCUCACGUUGGCCGUGGCGUUUUCAGGUUACAAGGAAGUGAUCGACAGAGCCUACGAGAUCCGCGAGCUCUCGAGAAUGGUCGAUUUCGUGUCGGUUAUGACGUAUGAUUAUCAUGGUGCUUGGGAGUCGAAAACGGGGCAUUUGUCGCCCCUGUUCGGGAACAUUGGAGAUACUAAUCCGUAUUACAACGUCAACUCCACGAUGGAGUACUUGGUAAAGCUUGGUGCGGACAAAUCGAAACUCUUGGUAGGCAUACCUCUGUACGGACAGGCUUAUCGAUUGUCUAGUGAGAAUCUGACGAGUCUUGGGGAUCCUGCCACAGGACCUGGAACUCCUGGAGAGUUCACCAAACAGCCUGGGAUGCUAGCCUAUUACGAGAUCUGCGACAGAAUCAAAAAUAAAGGCUGGAAGAGGGGAUUAGGGCCAAGUGCUUAUCGAAGGUAUCAGUGGGUAGGCUACGACGAUCAAGAGAGUGUUUUCGUCAAGGGAGAAUACAUUUUAAAAAGCGGCUACGGGGGCGCAACGCUGUGGACGGUGGAUCUGGACGAUUUCUUGAAUCGCUGCUGUGAAGAAUCAUUCCCGUUAUUGAAGAGCAUCAAUCGUGCACUGGGUCGUUUAAAGAGCAAAGCUUCUGAAGGAUGUCAACGGCCAGCGGAACCAGUUACACCACAACCUCCAACGCUGACCACUCACAGCGACGCCGUCGGAGACACUCCUCGACCGACGACACCAAUGACAAAACCAACCACUUGGCCAACGUGGUCUGAGAAGCCGAGCACACAUCAUCAUCACACAACAACUACUUGGCCUACUUGGACCUGGAAGCCAAGCAAACAGCCAGAGUCAACAACCAAGAGCAGCACCACGCUCUCGUGGACUCAAUCGACCAACACUGUCUCCUCGACGUGGAGUUCGACCAAAGCACCAGAGGAGCUAACAACAGCCGCGCAAGACGCCGAGUCCUCGAAACCGGAACAGCCAUGCACGAUAGGAGAAUACUCGCCAGACCCUGAAAGCUGUAGCAACUACUUUAGAUGCGUGCUUGGCGAAUUUCAGCGCGAACAAUGCGCGCCAGGAUUGCACUGGGACGCGAGGCGAGGCAUUUGCGACUGGCCAGCUGCCGCGAAAUGUCAAACAGAGACAGGUUCUGUUACUCAGAAACCAUCAUGGACCACCGUGAGAACCACCACUACGAGGAGGCCAACCACCACGUUGCUGAUGUCUUCUUCGAAACCUACUACCCAAAAACCGAUCGUCGUGGGAGGCUCCAAUGGAAUGCCACCGAAACAUUGCGUACACGGCGAGUAUUACCCGGAUUCCUGCACUAGUUUCCACAUCUGCGUGAACGGGAAUUUGAUUUCUCGGCAAUGUGGACCAGGAUUGAACUGGAACAGGGAGAAGGGCAUGUGCGACUGGGCCUUCAAAAAUCCUUGCAUCGAGAAACCGAAGAAAACAGCGUCGUUGAUCGCUAAGUUGACUCCAUGCACGCCUGACAGCUACACCAGCGUUCCAGGGGAUUGUGAAAGUUUCCAGGCGUGUUUAUGGGGCCGUUACGAGGUGUUCCACUGCGCACCGGGACUACACUUCAACGAAAGAACGCGAAUAUGCGAUUGGCCAGCUAGGGCCAACUGUCAGGAUAAUUCUGUAUCAACGGACAAUCAGGAUUCAAGCAUACCUGGCAACAAGCCAGCUGAUCAUCCAACGAGCACCGAAAAGGCAUGGGAAGCGAGCACCACUCAAGCUACCACCACCACGUCGCCAGCCAUGAUAGAUCCUGAUCAACCUUCUCCGUUGUCUGGUUAUUACAAAAUUGUCUGCUACUUCACGAAUUGGGCCUGGUACCGAAGGGGCGUCGGUCGUUAUCUUCCUGAAAAUAUCGAUCACACCCUCUGCACCCACAUUGUCUAUGGAUUUGCUGUUUUGGAUUACUCGGAUCUGAUCAUCAAGGCUCACGAUUCCUGGGCUGAUUACGACAAUCAUUUCUACGAGCGCGUAGUCGCGUACAAGAAACGUGGACUGAAAGUGUCCCUUGCUCUGGGAGGCUGGAACGAUUCAGCUGGAGAUAAGUACAGCCGUCUAGUGAAUAAUCCUGCUGCCAGGAAGAGGUUCAUCCAACAGGCAAUUCAAUUCCUGGAAAAAUACGAUUUCGACGGGCUUGAUUUGGAUUGGGAGUACCCGGUUUGCUGGCAAGUUGACUGCAACAAAGGUCCAUCGUCGGAUAAACAAGGCUUUGCAGAUCUGUUGAAAGAGUUGAGCGACGAAUUGAGACCUAGGGGAUUGUUGCUCAGUUCGGCUGUCUCGCCAAGCAAGCAAGUAAUCGACAAAGGCUACGACGUUCCAGCGCUCGCCAAAUAUUUGGACUGGAUUGCAGUCAUGACUUACGAUUUCCAUGGCCAGUGGGACAAGAAGACUGGUCACGUAGCGCCGCUCUACUACCAUCCAGACGACGAUUAUUAUUACUUCAACGCGAACUAUUCUAUCAAUUACUGGAUCGCCAAGGGAGCACCUCGCAGAAAAAUCGUUAUGGGAAUGCCACUGUACGGACAGUCGUUUUCCAUAAACGAUCGCAGCGCUGGUACAGGGUUAAACGUGCCAGCCAGUGCUGGACAAGCAGGAGAGUUUACUCGAGCUGCCGGAUUCUUAUCCUAUUACGAGAUCUGCGACAGAAUUCGGAACCACGGAUGGAACGUCGUUCAAGAUCCGGAGCACAGAAUGGGCCCUUACGCGUACAAAGGUACCCAGUGGGUGAGCUUCGACGACGUAGACAUGAUCCGACGUAAGGCCGAAUAUGUUAGGGACAUGGGCCUCGGCGGUGGAAUGGUGUGGGCGUUGGAUCUCGACGAUUUCCGGGGACGAUGCAGCGAAGGGCCACAUCCACUGAUGCACACUCUUCAGAAAGUACUAGCUGAUCCUCCAAGCAAAGAUGAAGAGUGUGAGAAACCACCAGUUACGAUAGACGAUUUGGAUCAAGGACCAAUGGCACCGACUGUAACACCCACCACUGUUCAAACACCUUCAGCAUCAUCAACAUCGACAGACCAAUCCCAGACCAAACCUGACAGUAGAUUCAAAAUGAUCUGCUACUUUACAAAUUGGGCCUGGUACCGUCAAGAAGGAGGGAAGUUCUUACCAGAAGACAUAGACACUGAUUUAUGUACCCACGUUCUCUAUGGUUUCGCAGUGCUUGAUGGAUCGCAGCUAACGAUCAAAUCGCACGACUCGUGGGCCGAUAUAGACAACAAGUUCUACGAAAGGGUCGCUGCUCUAAAGUCAAAGGGCAUAAAGGUGUUAAUGGCCAUCGGAGGGUGGAACGACUCAGCGGGUGAUAAAUAUAGUCGUUUGGUGAACUCGCCGUCGGCUCGACUAAGAUUCAUCGAGAACGUGAUCCAAUUCAUCGAGAAGUACGGGUUUGAAGGCUUGGAUUUAGACUGGGAGUAUCCGGUAUGCUGGCAGGUCGAUUGUAAGAAAGGUCCAGUUUCGGACAAAGAGGGCUUCGCCAGUUUGGUGAAGGAAUUGAGCGAACGGUUCAGACCGAGGGGCUUCCUGUUAUCCGCCGCGGUUUCCCCGAGCAAACGAGUCGUUGACGCCGGCUACGACGUACCAAUUUUGGCAGAAUAUCUGGACUGGAUAUCUGUAAUGACGUAUGAUUAUCACGGUCAAUGGGACAAAAAGACCGGCCACGUAGCGCCCCUCUAUUCAUUACCUAAUGACUGGGAGCCGACCUUUAACGUGAACUUCACGAUUCACUAUUGGAUGGAGAAAGGCGCUCCGGCAGAGAAGCUUGUAAUGGGGGCACCUCUGUACGGUCAAUCCUUCUCUUUGGCGGAGAGAAGUCAGAGAGGAUUAAACGCGCCAACUUACGGUGGCGGUGAGGCCGGCGAAGCAACAAGAGCCAGAGGUUUCCUGUCUUACUACGAGAUAUGCGAGAGGACAUUGAAGAAGGGUUGGACUGUGGUCCAAGAUAAAGAACGACGUAUCGGUCCAUACGCGUACAAGGGCGAUCAGUGGGUCAGCUUCGAUGAUGCCAGACAGAUUAAACUGAAGGCAGAAUUAAUAAGGGACCUUGGCUUGGGCGGCGGCAUGGUGUGGGCCCUCGACCUGGACGAUUUCAAAAACAGAUGCGGCUGCGAGCCUAGCCCGCUUCUGAGAACCAUGAACAGAGUUCUAAGAAACUAUCCCAAAGGCCCGUUGUGUCCAGUAACGAAUGAAUUUAUAACGAUCGACGUUGGAGAAUCUACUGUGGAGUCUACAACUAGCGAACGACCAAGCUGGGAACCGACUACAUCCUCUAGGCCAACGUACUUACCACCGGCGUCUACAACCGGUGAUCCAGAUUUUGACAUCGACGAUACCAUCGAAAUAGAAGCCGAGCCGCCAGCGACCGGUUCGUCGGACGACUGCGGCAAUCGCAUAUUCGUUCCUCAUAAGAAAGACUGCUCCAAGUACUUCUUGUGCAAUUUUGGCAAGCUCACCGAACACUCUUGCCCUCCUGGUCUUUAUUGGAACGAGAAUCGUUGCGAUUGGCCGGAAAACACCAAGUGCGAAGAUUCUCUGCGACAAUCGAACGAACUACUGCCAUUGAUCACCGACCAGGAACCGAGCAAGAAGAAAAUGAUUUGUUACGUGAUGAAAUGGGCGCAAAAGCGGCCAGGGAUUGGACAGUUUCUACCGGAAGACAUUGACGUAGAUCUGUGCACCCAUGUAGUUUUUGGUCUUGCCAAGUUGGAUCCGGAACGUCUGACCAUACAAAGCCCACCCGGCAUCAGACGGAAGGAUCUCGUUAAUAAAAUAGUAGACAUCAAAAGCAGAACUGAACUGAAGGUUCUGCUCGGUUUGGGUGGCUGGGACGAGUCUAAGGAUAACAAGUACAGCGAAUUGGCGCACAGUUCCGUGGAACGGCGAAGAUUCGCUCGUCAUGCUUCUCUUUACGUGCAAAAUUACGGAUUCGACGGCCUUGAUUUCCUCUGGGAAUAUCCGGUGUGCUCGCAGGUUGACUGCAAUCGUGGGUCAACAAGUGACAGAGACGCUUUCGCAGCGCUGCUGAAAGAGCUGAGCGCGGCAUUCAAGCCCAAAGGAUUGCUCAUCUCCGCCGGUGUUUCGGCCAGUAAAGAGGUCGUCGACGUAGCUUACGAUGUUCCAGCGUUAAUCAAACACCUCGAUUGGAUCAACGUUAUGAGUUACGACUAUCACGGUUAUUGGGAAGGCAGGACAGGUCACGUAGCGCCGCUUUAUCGCGGCUCGGACGAGCAGAUCGAGCACAUGAACGCGAACUUCUCGUUGAUCCAUUGGCUGGAGAAAGGCGUGCCGUCGAACAAACUGAUAAUGGGCGUACCGGCGUACGGGCAGAGCUUCACGUUGUCGGAAAAAUCGCGGAGAGAGAUAACACCGGGUCUGAACGCGAAAGUUUCCGGACCGGGACGUCCGGGAGACUUCACCAAGUCAACAGGCAUGCUUGCAUACUACGAGAUAUGCGACAACGUGAGAAACAGAGGCUGGUCCGCGAUCAAGGAUCCAAAGAACCUGACCGGGCCGUACGCCACAAGUGGUGAUCAAUGGGUCAGCUACGAGGAUGUAUCCAGCGUAAUGCAAAAGGCGGAAUUCAUAAGAGAUCUGAAUCUUGGCGGCGCUGCGUUGUGGUCCUUGGAUCUAGACGACUUCAGAAAUCUGUGCGGCUGUGGAAGAUAUCCUCUGACGACGGCGCUCAGCCAAGGGCUGAAAGGAGAACGAAAUCUGCGGAUGGACUGUACUUGAGACGCGCGUACCUUGGACAAACACGGGAAUGAUUCACGGAUGACAAUUCACUGACGUUGCGUUCCACUUUCACGGAUGUCGAUGAAUCUUGGAUCGCCCCGUAUCGGCCAGCAAAUAAUAGACAUACUGGGAAACAUUUACCAGACGUAACGUGCCUCAGGAAGAAUGUGCUACUGAUCAGAAAAGGAACAGGAGGAGAACCUUGGCGGCUCAAUCGCGUUUCAAUCGCCUCGCGUUAUUAAAUUCAUCUGUGGAUGAAAGUAUUCCAGCUGAAACAAAAAUUUUUUUUUUACGAAGCAUUAUCGAUGUAACAGGGCAUUACAUACGAUGGAUCGGGAGAUAUCGUACAAUAACCCGAUUCAUCAGCGG
This is a messenger RNA of Frieseomelitta varia, 8783 nucleotides long. RefSeq names its product probable chitinase 10. The record is from RefSeq and is a predicted model, not a curated record. Gene Ontology annotation, cellular component: extracellular region. NCBI's taxonomy places the organism in Eukaryota, Metazoa, Arthropoda, Insecta, Hymenoptera, Apidae. Gene Ontology annotation, biological process: carbohydrate metabolic process; chitin catabolic process. Gene Ontology annotation, molecular function: chitinase activity; chitin binding. The transcript has 29 exons. The coding region runs from base 468 to 8414 and encodes 2648 amino acids.